Messenger RNA from Homo sapiens (human), 5486 nucleotides. It is a transcript of the gene IL10RA, whose product is annotated as interleukin 10 receptor subunit alpha. Gene Ontology annotation, cellular component: plasma membrane; cytoplasm; C-fiber. The record is from RefSeq and is a predicted model, not a curated record. The transcript is spliced from 7 exons. NCBI's taxonomy places the organism in Eukaryota, Metazoa, Chordata, Mammalia, Primates, Hominidae. Gene Ontology annotation, molecular function: interleukin-10 binding; interleukin-10 receptor activity. Bases 414 to 2090 code for a protein of 558 amino acids. Gene Ontology annotation, biological process: cellular response to cytokine stimulus; negative regulation of cell population proliferation; negative regulation of collagen biosynthetic process.
AGUCCCAGCCCAAGGGUAGCUGGAGGCGCGCAGGCCGGCUCCGCUCCGGCCCCGGACGAUGCGGCGCGCCCAGGAUGCUGCCGUGCCUCGUAGUGCUGCUGGCGGCGCUCCUCAGCCUCCGUCUUGGCUCAGACGCUCAUGGUAAGGCUCCGGGACGCGGCCCUUCCCUGCCCUGCCCUCUCCGCGCCCGCUCCAUUAAAGUUCUCCAUCCAGUGGAGAGCCCUGGCUGGCUGGCCCUCUGGCAGAGCGGUGCCCGGGUGCUCCCUUACUCUGGCAAACCUGGAUCUCAGGCUCACCUGUUGUGGAAGUGGAAGAGGCUGAAAUUGACAGGAACUGACGGAUUGGGAAGGAUAGAGAAGUAUGCGCAAGGCCAAACCCCCAACCCGCAAACCUCAUCAUCCACCCACUUCUAGAUGAGCCGGACAGAGCUGCCCAGCCCUCCGUCUGUGUGGUUUGAAGCAGAAUUUUUCCACCACAUCCUCCACUGGACACCCAUCCCAAAUCAGUCUGAAAGUACCUGCUAUGAAGUGGCGCUCCUGAGGUAUGGAAUAGAGUCCUGGAACUCCAUCUCCAACUGUAGCCAGACCCUGUCCUAUGACCUUACCGCAGUGACCUUGGACCUGUACCACAGCAAUGGCUACCGGGCCAGAGUGCGGGCUGUGGACGGCAGCCGGCACUCCAACUGGACCGUCACCAACACCCGCUUCUCUGUGGAUGAAGUGACUCUGACAGUUGGCAGUGUGAACCUAGAGAUCCACAAUGGCUUCAUCCUCGGGAAGAUUCAGCUACCCAGGCCCAAGAUGGCCCCCGCAAAUGACACAUAUGAAAGCAUCUUCAGUCACUUCCGAGAGUAUGAGAUUGCCAUUCGCAAGGUGCCGGGAAACUUCACGUUCACACACAAGAAAGUAAAACAUGAAAACUUCAGCCUCCUAACCUCUGGAGAAGUGGGAGAGUUCUGUGUCCAGGUGAAACCAUCUGUCGCUUCCCGAAGUAACAAGGGGAUGUGGUCUAAAGAGGAGUGCAUCUCCCUCACCAGGCAGUAUUUCACCGUGACCAACGUCAUCAUCUUCUUUGCCUUUGUCCUGCUGCUCUCCGGAGCCCUCGCCUACUGCCUGGCCCUCCAGCUGUAUGUGCGGCGCCGAAAGAAGCUACCCAGUGUCCUGCUCUUCAAGAAGCCCAGCCCCUUCAUCUUCAUCAGCCAGCGUCCCUCCCCAGAGACCCAAGACACCAUCCACCCGCUUGAUGAGGAGGCCUUUUUGAAGGUGUCCCCAGAGCUGAAGAACUUGGACCUGCACGGCAGCACAGACAGUGGCUUUGGCAGCACCAAGCCAUCCCUGCAGACUGAAGAGCCCCAGUUCCUCCUCCCUGACCCUCACCCCCAGGCUGACAGAACGCUGGGAAACAGGGAGCCCCCUGUGCUGGGGGACAGCUGCAGUAGUGGCAGCAGCAAUAGCACAGACAGCGGGAUCUGCCUGCAGGAGCCCAGCCUGAGCCCCAGCACAGGGCCCACCUGGGAGCAACAGGUGGGGAGCAACAGCAGGGGCCAGGAUGACAGUGGCAUUGACUUAGUUCAAAACUCUGAGGGCCGGGCUGGGGACACACAGGGUGGCUCGGCCUUGGGCCACCACAGUCCCCCGGAGCCUGAGGUGCCUGGGGAAGAAGACCCAGCUGCUGUGGCAUUCCAGGGUUACCUGAGGCAGACCAGAUGUGCUGAAGAGAAGGCAACCAAGACAGGCUGCCUGGAGGAAGAAUCGCCCUUGACAGAUGGCCUUGGCCCCAAAUUCGGGAGAUGCCUGGUUGAUGAGGCAGGCUUGCAUCCACCAGCCCUGGCCAAGGGCUAUUUGAAACAGGAUCCUCUAGAAAUGACUCUGGCUUCCUCAGGGGCCCCAACGGGACAGUGGAACCAGCCCACUGAGGAAUGGUCACUCCUGGCCUUGAGCAGCUGCAGUGACCUGGGAAUAUCUGACUGGAGCUUUGCCCAUGACCUUGCCCCUCUAGGCUGUGUGGCAGCCCCAGGUGGUCUCCUGGGCAGCUUUAACUCAGACCUGGUCACCCUGCCCCUCAUCUCUAGCCUGCAGUCAAGUGAGUGACUCGGGCUGAGAGGCUGCUUUUGAUUUUAGCCAUGCCUGCUCCUCUGCCUGGACCAGGAGGAGGGCCCCUGGGGCAGAAGUUAGGCACGAGGCAGUCUGGGCACUUUUCUGCAAGUCCACUGGGGCUGGCCCCAGCCAGGCCCUGCAGGGCUGGUCAGGGUGUCUGGGGCAGGAGGAGGCCAACUCACUGAACUAGUGCAGGGUAUGUGGGUGGCACUGACCUGUUCUGUUGACUGGGGCCCUGCAGACUCUGGCAGAGCUGAGAAGGGCAGGGACCUUCUCCCUCCUAGGAACUCUUUCCUGUAUCAUAAAGGAUUAUUUGCUCAGGGGAACCAUGGGGCUUUCUGGAGUUGUGGUGAGGCCACCAGGCUGAAGUCAGCUCAGACCCAGACCUCCCUGCUUAGGCCACUCGAGCAUCAGAGCUUCCAGCAGGAGGAAGGGCUGUAGGAAUGGAAGCUUCAGGGCCUUGCUGCUGGGGUCAUUUUUAGGGGAAAAAGGAGGAUAUGAUGGUCACAUGGGGAACCUCCCCUCAUCGGGCCUCUGGGGCAGGAAGCUUGUCACUGGAAGAUCUUAAGGUAUAUAUUUUCUGGACACUCAAACACAUCAUAAUGGAUUCACUGAGGGGAGACAAAGGGAGCCGAGACCCUGGAUGGGGCUUCCAGCUCAGAACCCAUCCCUCUGGUGGGUACCUCUGGCACCCAUCUGCAAAUAUCUCCCUCUCUCCAACAAAUGGAGUAGCAUCCCCCUGGGGCACUUGCUGAGGCCAAGCCACUCACAUCCUCACUUUGCUGCCCCACCAUCUUGCUGACAACUUCCAGAGAAGCCAUGGUUUUUUGUAUUGGUCAUAACUCAGCCCUUUGGGCGGCCUCUGGGCUUGGGCACCAGCUCAUGCCAGCCCCAGAGGGUCAGGGUUGGAGGCCUGUGCUUGUGUUUGCUGCUAAUGUCCAGCUACAGACCCAGAGGAUAAGCCACUGGGCACUGGGCUGGGGUCCCUGCCUUGUUGGUGUUCAGCUGUGUGAUUUUGGACUAGCCACUUGUCAGAGGGCCUCAAUCUCCCAUCUGUGAAAUAAGGACUCCACCUUUAGGGGACCCUCCAUGUUUGCUGGGUAUUAGCCAAGCUGGUCCUGGGAGAAUGCAGAUACUGUCCGUGGACUACCAAGCUGGCUUGUUUCUUAUGCCAGAGGCUAACAGAUCCAAUGGGAGUCCAUGGUGUCAUGCCAAGACAGUAUCAGACACAGCCCCAGAAGGGGGCAUUAUGGGCCCUGCCUCCCCAUAGGCCAUUUGGACUCUGCCUUCAAACAAAGGCAGUUCAGUCCACAGGCAUGGAAGCUGUGAGGGGACAGGCCUGUGCGUGCCAUCCAGAGUCAUCUCAGCCCUGCCUUUCUCUGGAGCAUUCUGAAAACAGAUAUUCUGGCCCAGGGAAUCCAGCCAUGACCCCCACCCCUCUGCCAAAGUACUCUUAGGUGCCAGUCUGGUAACUGAACUCCCUCUGGAGGCAGGCUUGAGGGAGGAUUCCUCAGGGUUCCCUUGAAAGCUUUAUUUAUUUAUUUUGUUCAUUUAUUUAUUGGAGAGGCAGCAUUGCACAGUGAAAGAAUUCUGGAUAUCUCAGGAGCCCCGAAAUUCUAGCUCUGACUUUGCUGUUUCCAGUGGUAUGACCUUGGAGAAGUCACUUAUCCUCUUGGAGCCUCAGUUUCCUCAUCUGCAGAAUAAUGACUGACUUGUCUAAUUCGUAGGGAUGUGAGGUUCUGCUGAGGAAAUGGGUAUGAAUGUGCCUUGAACACAAAGCUCUGUCAAUAAGUGAUACAUGUUUUUUAUUCCAAUAAAUUGUCAAGACCACAGGAAUCGUGUGAAACUAGUCAGAUUGCUGAUGGCACAUUGGCUCAUGGAGGACUCGGUUGUUGAUAAUGAGGAGGGUAAUAAUGUGUGGGAUGUGUGAUGUCACUUUAAGGAAACAGGGCUGAGGACUCAGGCUUAAAUCUGACAGACCCAGGGAGUCCUCAUGCUACCUGUAUUGUGACCUUGGGCCCAUUACUUAUCCUCUCCAAGUUUUAAUUUCCCCACCUGUCACGUGGAGUUGACAACUCCCCAUGAGGAUGUUGUGAGGUGUAAAUGAAAUUGCACAUAAAAAGUUUAACAUGGUGCCAGGCAUGUGGUACUAUGUGCCACUAGCUGUCAUUGGCUGUUGAGUCUGUAAAGAAAAAUGGACAGCUUUUCUUGGAAACAAGUGAAAAUGAAAGCGAUAAGGAGUGUGCAGCGGGACUCUUUCAGAAGACAGAAAAGGAAGAGGUGGAAAGCACAAUGCAACGUUUUGGAUGUGAGUUCUGACAAUGUGGAGAGAAGAACCUGGAAACCCCUCCUUUCCAGGAAGACAGCAAACUGGGCCUCCCUGGAGCUCUGUUCCCAGAGCCCUGUCCCUGGCUCCCCUUGCCCAGGAGGCAUGUCCCAGUGGUGGUUCUCCUAAGUGCGGAAGCCAUCUGCACUCUAUUCUAGAAGCAGCCUGCUCCCUCCAUGAAAAACCCCAUGUGGGUUUGAAUUUCUCCCCAUGCUCAGCCCAGUGGGUAGAACAAACCCAGGCCCGCGGCCUGAGCUUCCUGGGUGUGCUUUUCUCUUCGUCCUACCUGAAUCCCCUAGAAGGUGACUGGGGACACCUCACCUCUUUUCCCCUGUGUCAUCUCCAAUCUUGCCUCACCCAGUUCAUUCUGAGAAAAUAACUAGUUCUGAGGAAGUGCUGAUCCUAUCAUCUUCAGAGAACUUGACUAAUAUCACGCCAUUUCAGACCUGCUCAGGCUUUUGCCCUAGAGCCCUCCUUGUCAAUAUUGGAAAGAAAAGUAGUGUUGGUCACUUUCUCCUGGAAAUGAGGUGUUAGCGAUGGCUUAUUCCCCAUGGAAAAGGCCCCUAAGGUCUAAAUAUAAAGAUUCAGAGAGUAAAAGGAAUUACAUUCAAGGAACUGCAGCCAGUUUGGUUGGAUACGACAGAUCAAAGAGCAGCUUGCAGGACAGAAGGAAGUCAGAAGACACAGCCCUUGGUGCAGGCCCUGCCUGCUCCGUUUCUGUGGAAUGAGUAGGAGUUUGCGCUGGUUCAUCUCUGCUUUGAGGCUGCUCUGUAACCACUCACCACAGACAGGCCCUUGGGAGAAACUGAGCGAGUCCUUCCAAGCAGCCGGGGCUGAUGAGACACUUGCAGAUUUCUUGGGAAUUUGGAUUACAGCCCCCAACAGAAGGCCCCAGCUGUUCUUCAACUGAGCAAUCUCCUUCAAGGGCUUUUCCAAGCUGAGGAAUGCGUAAUGCUGUCUUUGUGUGAGCUAAUGGAACUUCCUCUUAGUACAGAGAGGGGGUAAAUGGGCCACCAUUGAGUGAAGAGGAAAUUCAAUAAACUGUGUUUUCCCAACUUUGUAAA